UCACGCGCACCGCCCAUGGCCACUGAAGCAGCGAGCCUCUCCCACUCCCAGCCCGUCGCCGGCGCUGCCUUCCUCUACCGCCGCUCUCAUCCGUCCCUCUCUGCCCCCUCCUACGCCCACCUCUCCCCAAUGCCUCCGCGUCGGAGCUCCGCAAGCGACAAGACUCGUCCCCACUCCUCUUCUCCCGACUGCCGCCGCCGCCGUUGAGGACGCGAAUCUCCUCUCCCUCCGCAGCUUGUCCGGCCGUCCACUCCGUACCCUCGCAGGACUCCUACUAGGUAAGGUAGGUCCUCGCCGCUCGCCGCACCCCCUUUUCCCUCCCUACUCGUCUUAAUAAGUUAAUUAAUUAAUAAAUUGGUUAUCUACUUCCUGAAUCUGUCAGCCAAGCAGCAUAGAAAGAACUUAUUUCUUUGGAAAUCUAAGAAAUAGACCAACUGUGCGAAAUCGAAAAUAUUGUAGGCGACACAGUCACGGCAACCCCACUUGUUAGUGAUAAUUACUGCACCAUAUCCCGUAGCAGUGCUACCGGUACAAAUUACUGUCUUUGAAGAUGCAAACUGCCAUGUAGUCCUGAGAGGCUUACAAGAUCACGAUUUUAUUCAUUGCCGAGAGAUUCUUUCGCAUAUGCUUUGUGACCUGUGUCUAAUUGAUUGCAUUCACCUGGACAUAGGUAGUGGUGCCUUUCUCUGGAACUAUGCCCCAUACAGGAAUACUGCAAACUAUGUAGGAGAACCGCGUGUCAUUUUAUCAAGAAGAGCAUUCCUUUUAACUUAUUGGGACCAUUUGAACUUAUCAGCACCAUUUUUUUUAUGAGAGAUGCCAAUGCUCAAAUGCCUGAAAUCUGGUAAAACUCGGUCGACCAACAUGAGCCACAUAGUGAGCAUCCGACGGUGAUUGUACUUUCCUGUGCCGCCUCGCCAUCCUCAUGUCCAGCAGCGACCCGCAUCCACCGCCACUGUGCUGGCCCAUCCAAGCUUUUAGUUCCCCGCCACCAGCACCACGGAUCACCAAUCACUGAUCUUCCACGAACCAUUUGCUGGCAUCACCAGUCUGGCUUGCAUCCAUGGCCCUUCCUCUAAGACUGACACUGCCACCACCUGCCACACAUAAAAACACACCGGGUGAAUUGAAAUCCCCGCAAUUUCAACGCCUGAAGCAUAGGGUGUGUGUUUUUUAAAACUGCUACUCAUUAGUUUUUUAUCAUUCUGUUGAGUAGAUUGAGAAGGAACUGAACAAUGGCUGCAUGCGGACUCUUUUGCAUAGUGGAAAUCAUGAUGUUCGAACUAUUAAUUGAUGGCUAAAUGUUGUGUUAUCAUCUGCUGGUAGUUGAAUUUCUACGAACUUAACUUCAUAUUUUCGUUUACCUAUAAACUGAGUUCACUUAAUGGUUUCCAUGUUACAGCAAUUGCUGUCCUGGCUUAAAGUUCUGUUAUGAAAAUGAAAUGAGUGUGUGACCUGAAUGUUAAUAGUUUGCUGUGAGCACUCCUUUUUUGUGGAUUUUUUUGAAGAAUGCUGUUAGUGUAAAUUGGCCAUCGAACACUAUCAAAUUGAGUACAUAUGAUUAGUUCCCUGCAACAAAUAAAAUCAAAAUUUGGAAGUUUUACUAUAGUACACCAAUAAUGUUCUGAAUCAUAACAGUAUCUUUAAGUAACAGUCAUUAUUUAUAUAAGUGUCCCACUGUAAAUUUUGCCUUGUUAAAAUGAUUAUAUCGGUGGGCUGUGGUUACCACACCUUUUUGGCAACAUAACUGAAAUUACUAUUUGUUCUCUAAUUUUGCUCCAGCUUCACCAGCCCAUUUGGAAAUAUGUUAACUGUUAUGCUGGUUGUGGUCUAAAUUGUAUGCAUCAUAUUCCAUAACUUAUCGAUUUGUGAUCAAGGAACAGCUUCUAUAAUAUAUUGGAACAGGAUGCACUCUUUCUGAAGAUAUCACUUAACUGAAACUGUGAACUUCAGUUUAAUAACACUGAAAAUUACUCUUUCUUCUGAGUUCUGAUUGUAUAAUCUUUGGAAAAGUAUGCCCCUUGGUUCUCUUACCUACACCCUCCUCUCUCCACAUCACCUUAUCCAUGGACAGCGGGAGGUAGAGACUUUAAGUUCAAGAGGGGAUGUUAUGUUCUCUAUUAACCUAUUUUUCAUAUCUAAUCUGAUUGUGAAUGUUAGUAUUUUUUUUUGUGGAUGAUGACAGAGUAUCUGACGAUGUAUUCGAAGCACCUCAACAAUAGCUGGAGUGAAAUUUGAACCACUAAGAGAAAUUUUAUCUGGUAUAGAAAAUUAAAUCGUUGUUGACUAAUCAUUAGAAAGGUCACCCUGCUGCUUGAUUUCUCCCUCAUGUAACACCUUAAUGUUUCUUCUCUGCCCCUCCCCUGUUUUCUUUUGCUUCCCCUGCCACCCGUCGGACACCGAUCGAUCUGUUAGUAUGCAGCCUAUGUAAUCCCUGGUCAUUUAGGCCUGGCGCCAUUCAUACCCUUUUCCAAAUGUAAAAUAAGGUGGGAUUGCACUUGCACCCCUCUUGGAUUUUCUCGAUGAAAAAAAAACUAAUCAUUAGGGAUGCAAAUGUUUUAAACCGCACAACAGAACAAGCAACCAUGUAGGCUACCUACACCGUAUUACAGAACAAACAACCAUGUAGGCUAUCAACACUGCACAAAAAAAACCUAAUCAUUAGGGAUGCAAAGUGGAGACCUUCAAAUUUGGGAUUUAGUAUAUGGCCUGGUCCUUCAGCAAGAUGUCCUAGAUCAACACCGAUGGAAACUCUGCUCUUCUGGUUCCUACAGCAGCAUGUCAGCCUACCAAGUUUUUUUCUUGGGGACUAUCAAAUUUGCCCCAUGGAAAAAGAACUUGACUGCGUGUUUGGACAGGACCCCAAUGGUUCUUCCGGCCAUUGAGGUAAGACAGUGUGGGAUGGAUUCUUCAUGACCAGCACUACAUCUAUCAUACCUUUGUGGCUUUGUCCAGUUCUCUGGAGUUUUUUUUAUCAUUUGUUUUGCACCUUCCUAUGUUUCUCCAUUUGUCAAGGCCUAAAUUCCAUCUUCAGUUACUUCUGGAAAAUUUUCUUCCUUUUAUUUGAUUCGGAUUUCUGGAUAAAGAUUGCUCCUUGGUAAUCACGAGGAGGACUCCUUGCCCAGAUGUUUGCCAAGGAAUGUACAAACAAUCUCAAGAAUUUUGUCGGCACUUAUGGUUGGUUUGGGCUCUCCUACAGUCCUACCAGGGGGUAGUUGCAGCAGUCGCUAGCCCAGAAGAUCAUUGUAAGUUUUCGGCCUUAUAGGGUGAAGCAAUGGUUCACGGGUUUCUCGAUCGGUUUGACUGAGAGCUUCUUUGUGCAAUACCAUGGGGCGGUCUUUCCCCACCAACCAAGUAUUUGUUUGAAGCUAGGAUUUGUACUUUUCCUCUUUUUUAACAAAAGGAUACCUUGCUCUCCUGUGUGUUCCAGAAAAAAAAAAUCUCAACAAUUUUCAAACUUCAGUUUUUGGUAAAGGUUAAUAGAUACCAAACAAAGGAUUCUAGUGUUUAAUACAUCCUAUAUUAUUUGGCUAGUGCCAGCCUUUGGGAUAGAAUCCUCUACCAAAUAAAUAGCAAAUUUAUUUGGAUGGAAGGAGUGUAUCUCUAAUUAAAUACAUACGACAAGCAUUUAUAUGGAGCAAACGUCAGAAGGUUAUCAACGGUAAGCUUGACUGACCUUGAGUUGAACAAAAACUUCCGUGGAGAUGUAUCUUUGGCAAUGAAUUGGACAGGUAAAAUCUACCUAGACAGAUGACGUUCAUGGACACUUCAGCUAAAUAAAUGAGUAGAGAUAGCAUAUCUUUCUCAAGAGAUAGGGGACUAGGGGAGUCACUAGUAUUGAUUAUGCAAAACUCGAAUCCCUUUUCUUUUCUAUAUAAGGAGGUACCCUUUACACUAAAACUUCGAACAAGUAUCAGAGACACCCUCUGUUAGGUGUCUGCAAUGGACAACCUCAAAACCCAUUCUGAAUAUGCCGAUCAACCUCAGGGGCCACAAGCAAAUGCCCUUUCUUUCGCUUUACCAACAGGUCAGGUCUUAGAUAGUCAUAUGAUUGGCCAACAGCACGCAAAUCUGUCAUCAUUUUGGUUCUCCCUUGAGCAGCACAGGCUGCAGUUGGAUCAGGUCCUUCAACUCCAUAACGAACAGUUGCGGGUGUCACUGCAGAAGCAAAUAUCUAUGCACAAUGCAACUCUACUGAACCUUGUGGAAUCUGUGACAAGAGAUGUGCUGAUGCAAAAGCAUGAUGAGAUAGCCAGCCUGCGAAUACAGUUGCAGAAGAAGCAAGAGGAUCUAGAAACAACAUUACAUGACAGAGAUGAGUGGAUGAAGGUCGCUGUGGCCGCAUAUGAAAUUAAUCAGUCACUUAUCCAUAUGCUUCGUACCGUGCAGGAAGCAAAUUCGCAUGUUUCAUCUAAUGAUUUGGAUGCUCCAAGUUAUAGAGGUGAAGCAUCGAGCACGGCGAGAACAGCAGUGGAGACAGCACAGCCCAAUCUGAUCUGUAAGGUUUGCAACUCUGGUAAUGCCUGUAUGCUCUUGUUGCCAUGCCAACACCUCUGUGCAUGCAAGCCGUGCGGAGCCUGGCUUGCGACAUGUCCAAUCUGUGGUGCUGCGAAGACUGAUGCUAUCGAGGCUCGAUUUGUUUAUAACAAGUAAAAACACCAGAGCAGCAAUCAGAGUCCAUUGUUUCGGAUGCGUCUUAUAAGGGCAUGUCAGAUUUCCUUUCUGUGUUAGGUGUUGUAUUGUAGCCUUGUUCUGUUAUGCUUUCUCGUAUAAUGUUCUGGUAGUCUUCAUACUGCUGGUGCUAUGUUUCUGGAUUCUCAAAAUGCUUUGGUAUAGUUGCUAUGGUGUCUUCAGUUACUAUAUGUUUCGAAGUAUCUGUUCUUUCUCAGAUGGAAUUUACUUCCGUUUAAGUAUUGAACUAUGGUUGACCAGAUUAGGAACAGAGUCUAAGUUGCUCUUGAACAAUUGGUUGGCCAAAGUGCGCAGCCUUAUUGCUCUUGGCAGUCUCUUCCAUGGCUGCUCCAUUUCUCUUGAGACGCCUAUGUACAAUCAUGUGCCUGAAUGCCUGAUAGCAGAAGUAAACAUGACGUCCCGUCUCUGUU
Sorghum bicolor (sorghum) is the source of this 5102-nucleotide messenger RNA. RefSeq names its product probable BOI-related E3 ubiquitin-protein ligase 3. Gene Ontology annotation, molecular function: ubiquitin-protein transferase activity. The coding region runs from base 3943 to 4653 and encodes 236 amino acids. The record is from RefSeq and is a predicted model, not a curated record. Lineage: Eukaryota; Viridiplantae; Streptophyta; Magnoliopsida; Poales; Poaceae. The transcript is spliced from 2 exons.